GUUUUAGUGCACUCUGUCCCUCCCUCCCUGCCUGCUUUGGAUGAAUGCCUUGAGGGUUCAGUCCUCUGUCUCCCUCCUCCUUCCCUGAACUGAGCUGCAAGCUGCAGCCGCAGGCUUGGCUGGUUGGGUCAACUGUGCCGCGCCCUUCCUCUUGUUCCUGCUCAAUCUCACCUCUUUGAUGGCUUCAUCCCACUGCUGCCAGUGCAGCCUCUUCUUCACUGGCAGGCAGGUUCCUCUAGUCUGUAGUCUCUUCUGACCGGUGGUUGUUGCAGUUUUUAACCGUUCUUCCCUCUGACAGCCAGGCAUAGGUGGCAAAAUCCAGCGCCCUGUAGAUUCAGCUCCAUUCCCUGCUGCCUGCAGCUCCCUGUCAAUCUUUGGAAGCCGGCCGCAGAGCUUUCAGUUCUUGCCGCUCUCCUCUGCUCUCUCGCUCGCUCUUCCGCUCACCUCUGCAUUCCCCCCUCCCUCUGUCUCUAGUUUCCUUGCUGGCAAACGGACGAAGGAAACGGGCCAAGAUGGGAGCUUUAAGCAGCAUCGGCGUCGGGCUGGCCGUGGUGUCCUCGCUACUCCUGCUGGCGCUCACCGCGGAGCUCUACUACAUCUUCGUGCACAAGCGCCGGCAGCGGCGGCGCGCCGCGGCCGUCUCCGACGCGGCCUCGUCUCCGUCCUCCUCCUCCCGCGAGCUGCUCCAGCUCUUUUGCUUCAAGAAGCCGCCGCCGGAGCUCGCGUCCACCUACGCCGUCCCGGAGCCGGCGUCCGCCGUGGCCGUGUCAGUCGGCGACGACGACGACGACGACGGCGAGACGGUGGAGGCGCAACUGAUGCGGCUCGGCAGCGUCGUCGGGCCCACGCGGCUGCUGUUCACCAUCAAGGAGGAGACCCGGGAGGACCUCGAGUCCGAGGACGGAGGGCGAGGCCGGAGCCGGAGCCGGAGCCGCAGCCUCGGUGAGCUGCUGCAUUGCGCCGAGACACCGCCGUUCUUCACGCCCAGGGCCUCGCCAUCGCCCGUGCCGACGGCCUCGAUGGACAACUCCUACAACCCGCUCUUCGAAUCCCCGGCGGCCAGCCCGGUCCCUACCCAUGCCCCGACGGUGUCGCCGCCGCCAAAGUUCCAGUUCCUCAGGGACGCCGAGGACAAGCUCUACCGCCGCGCGCUGGCCCAGGAGGAGGCGAUGAGGGCGCGGAGGUCGCCGGCGGCCGCUGCCGAGGAGGAUGGCGGGUACAUCACCAUCGUGGUGGAUAAGAACAACCGCGUCAUCCCCAUGCCGUCGCCGUCGCCGUCGCCACCCACCGCCGCCGCCGGCCAUCAGUGAGCGCGAAACUGAUUAGCAGAUCUGUUCAGAUGGACAGGAGGCAUUCUUCAGUGUUGUGCUAGUGUAGUAGCUCUUGUGAUGUAGUGAAACUUUCUUCUUUUUUUGUUUGGCCUAUGGUCCUGUGACCAUGCCAAAUUUGAGUCAGUGAUUGGAUGUAUAUAACAUCAAAGCGAUGAGGAAUCGACAAUUUCAGUUCAGAC
Molecule: messenger RNA, 1510 nt
Organism: Zea mays
Lineage: Eukaryota; Viridiplantae; Streptophyta; Magnoliopsida; Poales; Poaceae
Product: Putative membrane lipoprotein
Source: RefSeq, marked predicted